Messenger RNA from Ostreococcus tauri, 867 nucleotides. RefSeq names its product unnamed product. Bases 1 to 867 code for a protein of 288 amino acids. The transcript has a single exon. Lineage: Eukaryota; Viridiplantae; Chlorophyta; Mamiellophyceae; Mamiellales; Bathycoccaceae. The record is from RefSeq and is a predicted model, not a curated record.
AUGUCGACGCUGGAGAUGUUCGUCGCGCGCGAGCGCGGAUGGGAGGUGUUCACGCGCGCGGUGGCGACGAGAUUGGAUGACGCCGAGCUGUUGAUGACGCGCGCGACGUCGCGGACGAUGCGAGACGCGGUGAACGCGCACGUCGGACGCGAGCGCGCGUUGACGCUCGCGCGCGUGCGAUUGUUCGGUGAUCCCCGGCGGUUGGACGCGACGGUGGAGCCGGAGGUGGAUGAUUCGAUGGAGACGUUUUGGCGAAAGGCGGCGCGCGGCGCGCUCGGGCGUUGGGGACUAUCGAUCUCGACGGAAACGAUGUUAGAGACGAUCGAGCGACCGCCGAGUGGACGGGGGGAUGAACACGUGAAACAGCGAUUGAUGUACCUGAGAAAUCGCUUGGGGUGCCCGUGGGAUCGUCGCGUCACGGCGUCGCUGUUGCGAAAGGGAUACAUGUCGUCGUGGGCGUGGGCGACCGAUCCGACGAAGAAUGAGAACCCGUGCCCGUUCGAUCGAGGCGAGCCGCGAAAACAAACUUGGAUCACGAAUCACGGGAUCGAUCCCGAUGAAUACUUUGAAAAGCUAAAAAAGGAGUUCACGAACGAAGACGAACGAUUGGUCGACGUGUACGUCGACGAAGUCGGCCGAACGACGUUCGAAGGCGCCGAUACGUUUCGAGAGCCGAUGGACGACGACGAGUUCGACGAGCGGUUCGCGGCGCGGAUGAAGGAACUGGCGACCCUGCUCGUCGAGGAGGGCAUCAUCGAUUUCGUCUCCAAGAGCAAAUUUUUUCACGACGCCCUCGAGGAAGCGACCAAACACGAACAAGACGAACCUUUUGGAGGAGAGCUCUUCAAAGAACUGGCCAAAAAAUGA